AUGGCUGCUGUCUUUCUGAUGUCCAUGCUUCUUGGCCUUGCGUGUGGGCAAGCGAUGUCUUUUUGUAUUCCAACUGAGUAUACAAUGCACGUAGAAAGGACAGAGUGUGCGUAUUGCCUAACCAUCAACACCACCAUCUGUGCGGGAUAUUGCAUGACACGGGAUAUCAAUGGCAAACUGUUUCUUCCCAAAUACGCACUGUCCCAGGAUGUUUGCACAUACAGAGACUUCAUCUACCGGACUGUAGAAAUACCAGGAUGCCCACUUCAUGUUGCUCCCUAUUUUUCUUAUCCUGUUGCUUUAAGCUGUGAGUGUGGCAAGUGCAAUACUGACUAUAGUGACUGUAUACAUGAGGCCGUCAAGACAAACUACUGUACCAAACCUCAGCAGUCUUAUCUGAUGGGAUUUUCUGUCUAA
Cebus imitator (Panamanian white-faced capuchin) is the source of this 417-nucleotide messenger RNA. It is a transcript of the gene TSHB, whose product is annotated as thyroid stimulating hormone subunit beta. The transcript has 2 exons. Gene Ontology annotation, molecular function: hormone activity. Gene Ontology annotation, cellular component: extracellular region; cytoplasm. The coding region runs from base 1 to 417 and encodes 138 amino acids. Lineage: Eukaryota; Metazoa; Chordata; Mammalia; Primates; Cebidae. The record is from RefSeq and is a predicted model, not a curated record. Gene Ontology annotation, biological process: G protein-coupled receptor signaling pathway.